UGGUUUUAGCGCGUAACGACCAACGGACACAGCAAGUUGCCGAUUCCCCGCCGUGCGAUCCUUUUUAGUGGCGGCUGCUGGCACCGCACUGCAGCGGAUUCUACUGGAAUCGCUCCUUUUCACCACCGUUGGCUUCCGCAUAUAGAGAUCGCCGCGUUUUUCGCCACAUUCUGCGCCGCGUUCCCCGCGGAAUCUGCACCCCCCGUAGCCUGAGCUUCAGUGCCGAUUAGUUUCGAUUGCAUUCCGAAUUUUGAGGCGCCUCAAAAAUAGACUCCUCACGCAUCAAUUGCAUUCCGAUUGCUGCAGAAGUAGGAACGAUAGCAGCCGCGACGAUGGCUCAGAGCGUUCUCUUGCCGCUCGCACCGGGUUACUGCGCGCCGGGUAACCUCGCGAUUCAGCCACACGCGUUACACCUGUUACUAUCACCCCGAUUCCGACACGUCGCUUCUCAGGCACACGCCGGACCAGGUCACCCGCCCAACCGGCAGUUGGCUAGGCUCGGAGGCAGGCUCGGUAACAGGCCCGGCAGCGGCGGCAGUGCUAGGCUAGGGGCGCACCAGCAGGGGUGGAGAAGGGGGUUUGGGGGGGCAGGCGGGAGAGGGGAUGGGGGAGGGGAUGGCGGGAGGCGGCGAACGAUCGCAGCCAUUGGAUUCACUGCAGAUCCACGGCCCAGCGUUGAGAAGGCAGCAGCGCGCCUACUGAGGGACGCCGCAGCCCUGCUGGUGUACCAGGACGUAUUUAAAGGCGCUGCUCCCCAGGCGUUCCUAAGACUGCUGCUGCAGCUGCGACGCUCUGAUGACCCCCUGCGCGUGUUGGAGGGCUAUGGGGAGUUCUACCGCCUCAUGGCCUUCGAGGAACAUUCCAGCUGGGAGGAUCUUCUACUGCAUCGCAUCCUCACCGUUGAAAACAACCCCUUCGUGGAGGCAGCAGCAGCAGCAGCAGCUGCUGAUGCGACCACUGCCACUACGGGUGGCAGGCACGGCAAGCUGAGGGCGGCAGCAGCGGUUGACCUGAGCUCGCUGCAGCGGCUGUGUGUCAAUGAGAGCACCCUGGCUGCUUGGGUGACUGACAUUGUUUCGGACAUGCCAGCAGAGUGGCGAGGGGCGGCUGCUGGUGCUGCCAAUGGGGUGGCGGGGAGCAGCAGGAAAGGACCAGGGGAGGGUAGGGUGAUGGGAUUCGAUUUGUCUGCUGCAAGCAUGGAGACACCUGCUGCUGCUGCUGCUUCCUCGUCUUCCUCCAGCGAAUCUUCUCCAGACCAUCUCCUACCUCCUCGCAUCAGCGGCAUGUGGGAUUGGGCUGACGCCCUGCCCCUUAUCGAGGCCUUUCACAAGACCAACGGCUUUGGGGAGGCGGCAGUCAGCUCGGUGCUGGAGUGGAAGGGAGGCCGCUUCGUGGCAGCAGCGCCAGACCUGGUCACCCCACCACCCUCACCGCUCUUCGCCAUCUACAAUGCGCACCGAGAGGCUCUCUGCACAGUGGUGGGGAGACACGUGGACGGACAACACUCUCCCCACGUGCUGCUGCACGGCCCACCUGGCAUGGGCAAGUCGACGCUCCUCCGCUCCGUGCUCCUCCCCAUGGCCCUCCCUUCCUCCUCCCUCCUCUCCUCCCCGCCCUCUGCCACCGCCCAAAACUCCCCAGAAAACGACAGGAGGGGGGAUGUGGGUGAUGGGGAGGGGGGUAGCGGCAGCAGGGGCAGGGCGCAGCUGAGGGUGGUGCUGCUGCAGAAGGGCGAGGUGAAGUGCAUAGCAGGGGUGCUGCAGGCGGCUGCUAAGAUGCCGGGCCUGCGCUUCUGCGUGCUCAUGGACAACCUAAACCUGCGGGCGGGUGAGGAAGCACUGAUCGCUCUUCGCCAGGUCUUCCACUCCUCCUUCCCCUUUCCCACCAACGUUCAACUGCUUGCCACUUCUCUGUCGCCGGACCUCAUUCGCCCUCCUGCCAGCCCCUCGCCUCCACCUGCUCCUGCUGCUGAAUCGGCCCUGGAUUCUGUAGCCGUGGCUGCUGCCGACCCCUCCCUUCCAACAGAGUCAGGCGAAACAAAGAGUGUCAGCAGCAGCACUGUGGGUAGUGCGUUCACAAGAGGCAAGGGGGAGAUUGGCACUCACUUUGCCUUCUCCCUGCAUCUGGGUCGGUUGAACUCACAGCAGCUGCAGCAGUGCCUAUCUGAGCUCGUGUCCACGGCACCUGCAGAGUCGAUUGACCGCACGGGUGAGGCAGAGGACGCCAGUCUUGUCUCAGUCGUGCAGGCAGCAAGGUACCACAUGCUUUAACUACGGAGCAGCUGCAGUGCCUAUCUGAGCUCGUUUCCACUGCACCUGCAUAGCUGAUUGACCACACUGGAACAGCUGUAGUUACUGCUGCUGCUGCUGCUGCUGCUGGCAGAUGGGGGGCGGCAGGCGAGGCAGAAGACCUCAGUCUUGUUUCUGUCAUGCAGGCAGCAAGGUACCACAUGCUUUAACUACAGUGGACCUCACAGCAGCUGCAGCGGUGCCAAUCCGAGCCCGUGCCCUCUGCACCUGGUCAGUCGAUUGACCACUCUGAAGAAGGAGAGCCAUCUGCUGCUGCUGGUAGUGGUGCUGACAGGUGGGAGGUGGCUGUCGAGGCAGAGGGCCCCAGUUUUGUCUCUCUUGUGCAAGCAGCAAGGUACAUGAUCUAAUACGACCAUAUAUUCCCAUGUAUUCACAUUUGGUGGAUCACCAGUGUCAUCAGCUACAUACCAGGGAGGAUGCUGUAUGUGGGGUAUUUUUUAUAAUUCUAAAAAAUACCCUGCUAGGGAGGACGCUGUAUGUGGACCACAGUGCCCAUCGAGUUAGGGUUGAGUGCCCAUCGUUCCAAAAGCUUGUUCCUGAACUUACUACCAGACGUGCCCCUUACAAGACUCGUGCGCUGCUGUGGAGUAUAAAUGGGAUGUGAGGUG
Closterium sp. NIES-67 is the source of this 2917-nucleotide messenger RNA. The record is from the annotation of a GenBank genome assembly. NCBI's taxonomy places the organism in Eukaryota, Viridiplantae, Streptophyta, Zygnematophyceae, Desmidiales, Closteriaceae.